This is a messenger RNA of Lolium rigidum, 1984 nucleotides long. Its product is annotated as glutathione hydrolase 1-like. Lineage: Eukaryota; Viridiplantae; Streptophyta; Magnoliopsida; Poales; Poaceae. The record is from RefSeq and is a predicted model, not a curated record. Gene Ontology annotation, cellular component: plasma membrane. Gene Ontology annotation, biological process: glutathione catabolic process. Gene Ontology annotation, molecular function: glutathione gamma-glutamate hydrolase. The coding region runs from base 11 to 1735 and encodes 574 amino acids. The transcript is spliced from 6 exons.
GUGGCGUCUCAUGCCGAGCCUGCUCAUGGCCGCUCGACGCCUCCAAUGGUCCGCGGCGGCGCUCCUCCUGCUCUUCCUCGCAGCCGGAGCGGCGGGGUCCGCGGCCAGGCGCAGGGAGGUCGUGACCUCGCCGCACGGUGCCGUGGCGGCGGACGACGGACGGUGCUCGAGGAUCGGUCGUGACGCCCUCCGCAGCGGCGGGAACGCUGUGGACGCGGCCGUCGCGUCGUCGCUCUGCCUCGGCGUCGUAAGCCCCGCGUCCAGCGGCGUCGGCGGGGGCGCGUUCAUGCUCGUCAGGCUCGCCGACGGCACGGCCAUCGUGUAUGAUUCCCGCGAGACCGCGCCGCUGGCAGCCACAAAGGACAUGUAUGGCGGCAACGAGACACUGAAAGCAAGGGGCGCACUCUCCAUCGGUGUCCCGGGGGAGAUCUUGGGCCUCUACGAGGCGUGGAGGCAGCACGGCAAGCUCCCAUGGAAGAGCCUUGUGACGCCGUCCGCCAAGCUCGCCCGGGCGUUUAGGAUAUCACCGUACCUGCGGAUGCAGAUGGAAGCGACCAGGGACGGCAUCCUCGGCAACGCCGGGAUACGAGCUGUGUACGCCCCGCACGGCGACAUCCUCAAGCUAAACGACGUGUGCCGCAACGUCGCGCUCGCGAAGACGCUCGAGGCCGUCGCCGUGGGAGGGCCGGACGCGUUCUACAGAGGUCCGGUGGCGGAUCAGCUGGUGAAGGACGUGAGGGAGGCUGGAGGGAUCAUGACCAAGGAGGAUCUGGAGAAGUACCAGGUUAAGGUGCGGCGGCCACUUACAGAGAGUGUCAUGGGGCUUACUGUGCUCAGCAUGCCGCCUCCUUCUGCUGGUGGUGCCGGGCUCAUGCUGGUCCUGAACAUCCUUGCGCAGUAUGGAAUUUCUGGUAUUUCUGGCUCUCUUGGGAUUCAUCGCCUUAUUGAAUCCUUCAAACAUUAUAUGGCAGUAAAGAUGAAUCUUGGAGAUCCCGAUUUUGUUGAUGUUAGUGAGGUUGUCUCUGAUAUGCUCUCUCCCAAGUUUGCUGCUGAGCUGAAGAGAACAAUUUAUGAUAACAUGACAUUUGCCCCUAAACAUUAUGGUGGAAGGUGGAACAUCCUUCAGGAUCACGGCACCAGCCAUUUAUCCAUCGUCGACCGCGAGAGAAAUGCCGUGUCGAUGACGAGCACGGUCAACUCCUACUUCGGGUCCCUGAUCCUGUCCCCGAGCACGGGCGUCCUGCUCAACAACGAGAUGGACGACUUCUCUAUGCCGGCCAACACCACCGCCGACUCUCCGCCGCCGGCUCCCAACAACUUCGUCGCCCCUCUGAAACGGCCUCUCUCUUCCAUGUGCCCAACCAUCAUUCUCAAGGAUGGGAAACUGAAGGCCGCAGUGGGCGCCAGCGGCAGGAGCAUGAUCCCUGCCGGGACAAUCGAGGUGCUCCUCAACCACUUCGCCAAGAACAUGGACCCGUUGUCCUCUGUAAUGGCGCCGCGGGUUUAUCACCAGCUUAUCCCGAACGUGGUCCAGUACGAGAACUGGACGACGGUGACCGGCGACCGCUUCUUGCUGGACGCGACGACGAGAGCCGACCUGCUGAAGAAAGGGCACGUCCUGAAGCCGCUCGCCGGAGGAACCAUAAGCCAGCUCGUGGUGCACAAUGUGGAGAGCGGUGGGGAUCUGACCGCCGUGAGCGACCCGAGGAAAGGCGGCGUCCCGGCUGGCUACUGAACUGAUUUGUUUCCUAGCUGAGUACUUGAUCGAUUAAAGGCCUGAUUGGUUCCUCACAUGGAUUUUCCCCUGUUUCAGAUUUAGCCCGUACGAAUGCUGCAUGAGUGCAAAUCGAGUUUGGGCCUAUAUUUGCAUUUUGUUUAGUUACUAACAAAACAUUUUACUGCGGUUUCGUCCAUCGUUUGUUUGUUCGUAUUAGUGAAUGAACUUGGCUAUGGAGGAAAAUGUUGGAUGUUUGGUUGCAUACAC